AGUAAAGUCGUUUGAGUGAGUCGCUCCGACUUCGACGAUGCACUUUUUAAUAUUUUAUGUAUUUUAAGAUUUUCUUGACUCAGUUUUAAUUUUAUUUUGUAAGACUAUGAAGAUUAAGUAGAGUUAUUCAUUAGAUUUUGCUACAAAUAGCUGCGUAUAGCUGAAAAAUUUCGUCAGAUUUACAGUCGUCAUAAUGCUGAGCUUUUCUCUCGAAAAGCGGUCUCUGAAAAGACCCAGAUUGGGUCCACCUGACGUGUACCCGCAGGAUCCUAAACAAAAAGAGGAUGAGUUGACAGCAGUCAACGUUAAACAUGGCUUCAGCCUGUCUUUGACGCUAACCGAGGAGUUUGGAUCAGCGCGCAACUGCACUGUAAGUGCCUCUAAGAUAGGCACCUACUUAAACAGCAUCCAAGCGAAGAAAGAAGAGCUGAACACACUGCCUGACACAGCCAAGAGACGGCCGCAAGUGAACACCAAGGACUCGUUCUGGCCUGCCACGCCGAGGGUGAAGCCCCAGGUUGAUUCGUGGUUCAAAGACCUGGCGGGCAGCAAACCCUUGUCCAAUCUCUCAAAAAAGGCGCCAAAUUUCAAUAAGCGGGAAGAAAUUUUCGGGUUGCUGUGCGAGUUCAAAGUUCCGUUGGUGCGAGCUACCUGGUUCAUCAAGCUCAGUUCUGCAUAUGCUGUGGCAGUCACCGAGGCUAAGAUGAAGAAGCGGCAGGUCCCGGAUCCAGCUCAAGAAUGGACUCAGAUUUUGACCAAAUUCAUGCGCGAUCAACUUACCAAAUUGCACGACCUUUACGGCCCUCUAAACACGCCCUCCGGCACCACCGCCGUCGUCCCUUCACCGUCCAGCUUACCAUUGAUGCUGGACGAUCAGAAUGCAGUACAGAAACAGUGGGCCUACUGCGUCAACCUGUGCAAGCACAUGUACGAAGAAGGCCUGCUUGAGCGGCAAGAGUUCCUCACCUGGGUGCUGGAGACGGUUGAGAAGUCUGGCACGCACGAGGCAGGAAUGCUCAAGUUUGUCCUGCCACUCACGCUGCAGUAUCUGAACGAAUUCGCCCAGUCUGAGCUGCUCGCAAGGAAAUUGAGUUAUUUGGCGUGCCGCCGAUUGAGCCAAAUGGUGGCUGAAGCCACGGGACCAGCGAGCCCUCAGACCAAUUCCAUGCAGCCCUCCCUCAGCCAGAUCAAUGCAGCCUUCAAGGAUUAUAUCAGUUGUAAACACCACCGCAGUGUAGUCCUCACCUUCUCUACCAUUCUACAGACCGUCGCCCUGGAGUGUCCCACAGCUCUGGUGUGGAACAAUUUGGGUGAGCACAAGUGUCCACCAGCCCUGAAUGGCUCCCCUUUGGACUUACUGCCUUGUCCACUUUUUCUGUUGCCAAUGCCACCUCGGCCAGAUAACCCUACGAUCAGGAACCAGCUUAAGGUUGCCGAAGGUUUUAUAAGAAACCGAAGCCGAGCGGCAGAAGGCCGAUGGUCAUGUGACAAAUGGCAACAGAGCAAAGCAGGUAGUGAAGCCAGUAUUUGCACUAAAGAGUUGAACUCUACGAUGCAAUCACCUCAAGGGACCACAAUGAGUAAGGUUCUAGCGGCCUUGGAUGCUCUGGACCGGUAUAGUUUUGACCGAAUGGAAACAAGCAACUUGGAUAGCCUUUACGUUAAAGUUUUUCCAAAUGUUGCGCCUCAGUCUGUGACUGAGCAAAAAGAGAGGCAGGAAAACCCGGUCAAUCAGGACGCACCAAUAGUUCAGCUCUUGUGUGAAUGGGCGGUAUCGACAUGUCGGUGGGGUGAACACCGUGCCAUGGCUGUGGCCAAGCUUUUAGAGAGGCGCCAAGCUGACUUAGCUCAGGCCUCUGAGCCUGCAGACGUACCUGACGAGAAAGACUCAGUUGACUCAAGUAAUGGUGGCCCGCCACAGGGUUUACCCAUCUUCCAGGGCCUCCUGAUGCACUUUUUAGACACAGAAGCACCAGUUUUAGAAGAUAAUCCUAAUGCAGCCAACAAAGUGAUGUUUGGCAACCUGGUUCACCUUUUCUACGAGUUGAUCCGCAAUGAUGUAUUUUCUCAUGAUGCUUACCUCUGCACGCUCAUAUCGCGCGGUGACCUGCUGACAGGCCCACCUGCGGCACAGACAGGCCAACAACCAGCCCAGAACAAAAACCAAGGCAUCGGCGAAGAUGAAGACUCGUCGCUGUUUGCGGGCAUAGACAUAAAGCCUGCUCAGGUGCGCGGCCCGCUUCCUGACUACGAUGACUCCAAGAUCGACGACGACCUUGACAAGCUGCUGCAGCACAUCAAGGAGGAACAGCAGAACAGCCUGGACGCACCUGACUCUCCAAAGGAUGACGUUCCUGCUCCGUCUUUGUCCACUGUUGGCGGAAUUGGAGGUCUGGACGAUACGGUCGAUGGAAGGGAGGGACGUCGCCAGUCCAGACAUUUGAUUUACACUACGCACUUUCCACUUCCUCCGGACGAUUCAAGCAGUCAUGAUUCAAACCAACGACAUGUUUUGCUUUUUGGUGUUGGAAAAAUGAGGGAUGAUGCCAGGCAUGUUGUGAAAAAAACUGCCAAGGAGAUUUCUAGGCUGUUCAGCAAAAAGUUCAGCAUUGAUGUCGGCGAAGGCGGACGAAUUAAAAAGCAUUCUAGGGGAGAAUUUAACUUUGAGGCGGUCACCCAAAAGAUGCAGGGUCUUUCGUAUUUUGACCAGCAUGUGAUCAGCAUGCAGUGUGCAACCACUGUACUUGAAAUGUUGAGCUCUUUUGCCUCUGGCUCUUCGAAUUAUCUGCCAGUGCAGGAGCAUGUUGCCUUUCUUUUUGACUUGAUGGAGCUCUCCCUCAACAUUUACGGCCUCAUAGAUAUCUGCAUACAGAUAAUCAAAGAGUUGCCUGACGUGGAGGCUCAACUGCAGUUACGAGGUCCCACCCUCGUCCGCAGCUACACCACUUCUCUCAGUCUCUACGUGGUCGGCGUCUUGAGACGCUAUCACUGUUGCUUACUUUUGAGCCCUGAGCAGGUUUCAUCAGUUUUUGAGGGCUUGUGCAAGGUGGUCAAGCACGUUUCCAACCCUGGAGACUGCAGCUCAGCUGAAAGGUGCAUUUUGGCACACUUAUUUGACCUCUACUCAAGCUGCGCACCCCUGAAAACCAAGCACUGUGAGCCCUUCAGCAAUGCUUACCCAAAAAUAAGACAGGCCAUGUAUGUGCGCUUGAACCCAGCCGCGUCCAGCUACCCUCUCAAUAGUCAAUUCAUGAGUGAUGUCAUCGCAAAUCCACGCCGCGCGAGCCAAAACGGAGCGACCAAUUCAGUUGCUGCCUCGCCCGCCGUUCGCCUGGAACCGCACUGGGCGCGCCAGUUGGCCGAAAGUCCAGCUAACCGCUACAGUUUUGUGUGUAACGCGGUCAUAGCUGCGUGCAGGGAAAAGGACAACGAGAGACUCAACGACCUGGCGGUUCUCUGUGCCGAACUGACUGCCUGUUGCAAUGCACUUGGACCUGAGUGGCUGGGUGUGCUCAAAUCGCUUUGUCCUCACGAGACAAGCAACACUCCCUUCUACCCAGAUGUGCAGAGGAUGGUGGAUGUUACUGACUUGUCAAUUCACACGUCUCUGGCAGUGUUUACCUCUAUUUUAAUUGCGAGGCACUGCUUUUCGCUGGAGGAUUUUGUGGUGAAUGUUGCGCUUCCCUCUUUGCUGACAGCCAGCCAAGGAAAAGAAAAAGUAGACUCAAAAGUAGAAGCUGGGGCGAGGCUGACAUGUCAUUUGCUCUUGAGACUGUUUAAAACCAAUGAAACACCGCAACCUGCGUUAUACUCAGUUGGUACGUCGCCUCAUCCCAUGGCUGCAACUUUGCAGCAUUUUAACAUUCGACUGAGCUGUGACCGGCACCUGCUGGCGGCUGCGCACAACAACAUCAACAUAGGAGCCCUGUUAGCCGUUCUCAAAGGCAUUCUGGUCAUGGGUGACGCCACUGCAAGGGAUUCAAAGGGCAAGAAAGACUCGGUUGGCCCUGUGAGCAAGUCAGUAUCUGUCGGCAGCUCUGGCGAACUCAGCAUCAGUCACAUUUUGGGCACCAGCGACCUUCUUGGUGCCAAUGACGAUCCCCUACUUGACGUUAGUGGUCAAAGGUUGGAGAAGGCCGGUCUCUCAGAGUACGCACAACAUGUGUUACAACAGAUUUGUAGCCAGGAGUGGGUGCUUGUGCGCUGUUUGCAAAAUCCUGAAAACCUCUGCAACCCAGAGAUGCUGCUUGACAACAUGCUUACUCCAAAACAAGCGCAGAGACUGCUGCGAAUGAUCUGCUACCCUGAGAACCCAGCUGCCGCCUCUGACAACCAAGAGCAGCCUCAGGUCAUCACAAGAAUCUUGGAGAACUUGGAUCAAUGGCGUUUGAGAAUGUCGUGGUUGGACCUGGAGCUCAUGUACAAACAGCUGUCCAACAGCACUGAAUUGUCCACCUGGCUGGACACGGUGGCCAAAGCAGCCAUUGGAGUUUUCCAUCUUUCAGGCGGGCCAGAAUCAACCGACCACCCAUCGUCUUGCUCAUCAAGUUCGUCAUCAUCGUCCAGCACGUCUUCUCACCAGGCAAAACCGUCCAAGCACAGACAUGAAAAACCCAGCAACAAUAUCUGGCUGGUGGCGCCUUUGGUGUCGAAGUUGCAGGGCCAGGUGCAGGGACGCGUGCUGAAGGCAGCCGGUGCUGUGCUGGAGGAGAUCAACUGGAGUGCCGUGGCGCGCAGCCGCGGCCGUCCGUCUGGCGCCAGCCACCUGCUGAGCCACCAGCCCUUCCUCUCACUUGUGCUGACAUGUCUUCACGGACAGGACGAGCAGCGCGAGGGACUUCUCGCAUCGCUCCACUCUCAGCUCACCAUGUUCCUGAUGGCCGCCAAGGACGAGCGGGCUGCCUCCAAGGACGGUCAGACGAGUGGCCAAGCCAGCAGUGAUGCUGAGCCUGGCCGCAGCAGGUGCGAGGGCGGCGCCAGGGGCGCCGACGCGGCCCUCAUGCAGGAUGCCCUUCAGCUCAGGUUCAGCCUGGUUGGCGGCAUGUUCGACACCAUCCAGCGCAGCACCAGCUCCACCACUGACUGGGCCCUGCUUCUGCUCCAGCUCAUCGCUCACGGAGUUAUCGACCUGCACAACAACAGUGAGCUGUUCACCACAGUUUUGGACAUGCUUGCAACUUUGGUCCACUCAACUCUUUUCACUGAUGCUCAAUCUGAGAAAGGAGAAGAAAACCGGAAGCACUAUCAGAACUUAAUGAAGAAACUUAAAAAGGAGCUUGGGGAUAGACACUCGCAGUCGAUCACCCAGGCGCGCCAGCUGCUGCCUCUGGCCAAGCCGAUGUGCGAAGUGAUCACUUGCGAGCCCGUCGGCUGCAUCACUGACACCAAGGGCAACAAAAUUCAGGGCUUUGACUCAAUAGACAAGAAGCAGGGCAUGCGUGUGCAGGAGAAGCAGCGCAUCAGCCCGUGGGACCUGCUCGAGGGCCAAAAGAACUCGGCACCGCUCUCUUGGGCCUGGUACGUAGGCGUUCGCGUUGAGAGGAAGCCGCUUUGGUUCGAGGACACGCACCGCUUGCUGCGUUUCCACACGCACUCACUGCAAAAACCCGCAUCCUACUACCUUGAGCCGCCCCCGCUGCCCCCAGAGGAUCUCAUCGAUGAGCCGCCUGCUGAAAAGAAGAUUUGUCCAUGUGUGCUCUGCAAUAAAGACACGAAAGCGGACACACCGAACUCGACGGACCAAUCGCCGAGGGGCCGGCGUAUGAGCAAGGCUGCGAGGCCAAGAAGAAAUAAGAAGCCACCACCAGGUCAUCCAGCCAUGGCCGCCCAAGCUGCUGCCGCACAAGUUGCAGCCCAGGCUGCUCAGCAAGUCGGCGUUCCCCAACAGCAGACACAGGGCAUGAUGGGAAUCCCCCAGAUGCAGGGUAACAUGGGUCAGCAAAUGGGUUACCAGGGUGGCAUGUACCCUCCUCCGCAGCAGCAGGUGCAGCAACAGCAGCAUCAGCAGCAGUGGUACAGUCAACAGCAGCAGCAACAACAACAACAACAGUCGCAACAGCAGCAGCAAUAUUUCAACCAGCAGCAGCAACAACAGAUGCCGCAGCGGGCCAACUUUGAGCGCGCCAACAUGCCAUCAAAGCAGGCGUUGUCCAACAUGCUACGCAUGCGGCAGCCGCAGAACCAGUUCAUGGGCCAGAACACUAACUACCAGGCCAUCCAGCGCCAACAGUUGGUCAGGCAGCAAAUGCGGCCCCAGGGGCCCGGCAUGGCCCAAGGCCCCCUGCAGCAGGGCCAGCAGCCAGGCAUGUUUCCCAAUCAGCAACAACAGCCUCAGAACAUGAACCAGGGAUACCCUCCUAACAUGCCACCACAAGGUAUGGCCCAGGGUGCCUAUUAUGGCCAACAGCAGGCCAUGGGCCAGGGCCAAGUGAUGGGCGGUGGGGGCUUUGGACCCCAGGCAGCCCAGCAGCCCCAGAACUACCAACAGCAGCAACAACAGCAACAGCAGUUGGCGCGGCAGCAGCAGGAGCAGCUGUACAUGCAGCAGCAGCAACAACAGCAGCAGCAGCAGCAACAGCAGCGGCCCAUGGGCCCUGUUAGACCCCAGCAACCCUACAUGCAGCAGCAGCAGGCCCCAAACGUGACCAUGAACACGAUGGGCCCCAUGGGUCAGGCCCAGCCCCAAAUGCAGGCCCAAGGGGCCCAGCAGGGAUACAAUCGGGGCAUGCAGAUGCCAAACCAGUUCCAGCAGCAGCAGCAGCAGCAACAACAGCAGCAGCAGCGAAUGCGCCAGCAAAUGAUGUCCAUGCAGGGCCAAGGCCAGGCGCAGCAGCAGCAACAACAAAAUCCUACACUGAUGGCGCAGUUGCAGCGGCAGAUGCCUCAGGGCCAGAUGGGACAGCAGCAGCAGCAGCCGCACAAUCCCUACCACCAGCCACCACCAUACUAAUUCCAAACCUUUAAAAAAUCUUAAACAUAAGUGUGGAGAGAGGGACGGUCGAUGAUAAUAAACCAAAUUUUAACUUAAAACUCAAAUUUAUUUAAUCAUCCUCAUUCAUAAUUCCUUGAUGUCUACAAGUGAGGCUUUUCACAAAGUUUCUGGUUUCACGAUGUAUUUGUUGAAUUUUUCUUGCAAGCUGAACUUAAUAAUUUUAAAUUGCGGAGUUGGAAAAAGUCGUUUGUAGGCGGAAGCGUUUGUUAGCAUCAGAGACGAAAUAAGGCUAGUUAAGAUUUCAGGUUUUUCUCUUUUAUCGGAUUUUGACUUAAAAUGCACAAAAUCAAGACUGGUGUUUGUGUGAAAUUUAAAUUUUCAUUAUGAGGCCUUCAUGACCGGACGAGGGCCGAUCUGAUUUUUUUAUUUUCCGUAUUACAUUUUUGCCGCCUUUGGGUGGAGGAAAAACGAGACACACCGAACUCAGGACCGAAAAAACUCAGGCUCCGGCCGUCCUUGGCAAAUGGAAAUCGGACCGCGAUUUCAUGAGCACGAUUGUAAUUUACAGGGACCAGGUUGCUUCUCA
Messenger RNA from Cloeon dipterum, 7517 nucleotides. It is a transcript of the gene kto, whose product is annotated as kohtalo. Gene Ontology annotation, molecular function: transcription coregulator activity. The record is from RefSeq and is a predicted model, not a curated record. The transcript is spliced from 33 exons. Gene Ontology annotation, biological process: regulation of transcription by RNA polymerase II. Gene Ontology annotation, cellular component: mediator complex. Lineage: Eukaryota; Metazoa; Arthropoda; Insecta; Ephemeroptera; Baetidae. Bases 194 to 6949 code for a protein of 2251 amino acids.